Messenger RNA from Pistacia vera, 738 nucleotides. Its product is annotated as endo-1,3;1,4-beta-D-glucanase-like. Bases 16 to 723 code for a protein of 235 amino acids. The transcript is spliced from 7 exons. Gene Ontology annotation, molecular function: hydrolase activity. The record is from RefSeq and is a predicted model, not a curated record. NCBI's taxonomy places the organism in Eukaryota, Viridiplantae, Streptophyta, Magnoliopsida, Sapindales, Anacardiaceae.
UGAAAAAAACAAAAAAUGGCAGGUCCUCAAUGUUGUGCGAAUCCUCCAAACUUAAACCCAGGCGUCGGUGUGGGCCUUGUUCAGAAGCUUGGUGGACUCAACACUUAUGUCACUGACUCUACCCACUCUAAGCUUGCUGUUCUUCUUGUUUUUGACAUUUUUGGAUAUGAAGCUCUGAACUUGAGAAAGCUUGCAGACAAGAUUGCAGUUGCUGGAUUCUAUGUGGCAGUUCCUGACUUCUUUUAUGGAGAUCCAUACGUAGUUAAUCCUGAAAGACCUUUACAAGCAUGGAUAAAAGAUCAUGGAACGGAUAAGGGGUUUGAUGACGCAAAGCCAGUAAUUCAAGAUCUUAAGAGUAAAGGUCUAUCCGCAAUUGGGGCGGUAAGACUUUUCUUCUCAGCUAAAGUCGUAGUUCAACUUGCAAAGUGUGAAUUUAUCCAAGCUGCUGUGAUGAGUCAUCCUUCAUUUGUCACUCCUGACGAUAUCAACUGGGUUGAGGUCCCCAUUGCUAUACUGGGAGCUGAAAUUGAUCAAUUUUCUCCACCCUCUCUCGUAAAACAGUUUGAAGAGAUCCUAACUGCUAAAUCUGAGGUUGAUGGCUUUGUGAAAAUAUUUCCUAAAGUUUCACACGGAUGGACGGUGCGAUACGAUGUAGAAGCUGUGAAGUGUGCAGAUGAAGCUCAUCAGAACAUGCUGGACUGGUCUGCCAAGCAUGUCAAGUGAGAAGAACAUGCGAGA